Molecule: messenger RNA, 768 nt
Organism: Vitis riparia (riverbank grape)
Lineage: Eukaryota; Viridiplantae; Streptophyta; Magnoliopsida; Vitales; Vitaceae
Product: sugar transporter ERD6-like 5
Exons: 8
Coding region: 8-370 (120 amino acids)
Biological process (GO): transmembrane transport
Cellular component (GO): membrane
Molecular function (GO): transmembrane transporter activity
Source: RefSeq, a predicted model, not a curated record
CUCAGAAAUGGAGAGAGGAAACAUGGAUGAAGGACUGACCACAAGCUUCUCACUCCUGCUUGCAGAAAAGGAAGUUAGAGAUGGUUCCUUCAAUUGUGGUUUCAUUUGGGGAUAUUCAUCACCUGUUGAGCAUGAACUGAUGGAUGAUCUGGGGCUCUCUCUGGCUGAGUACUCAGUUUUCGUAUCAAUAUGGGCAUUUGGGGGAAUAAUAGCUUCACUAAUGACUGGUACAGCAACCGAUUUUAUUGGUCGGCGAGGUACAAUGUUGUUUGCGGAUAUAUCCUGCAUCAUUGGCCAAGGAUCAUUGGUGGCUGGACUUGGGAAGAUUUUUAACAGGAUUCGCAGCCGGGCAUUUUACUUAUGUGCCUAAAUAUGUGAAAUACUACAGUUGAUGCUGGGUUCUGGCAGUUAACUAAUUUUUUCAUUGGAACCAUUGUUUCCUGGCGCACCUUGGCUCCAAUUGGAAUGGUUCCAGGCCUGUUACAGUUUAUUGGUCCAUUCUUCGUUCCAGAGUCUCCUAGAUGGUUGGCAAAGGUUGGUUGGGACGAAGAGCUAGAAGUUGCUCUACAGAGGCUGAGGGGACCAAACACCAAUGUUUCUCGAGAGGCAGCUGACGUCAAGAGGAAAUCUCGUCGAAUCCCAUCGCCACCCUUUUUGCUGUGACAAAAAAUCCCGUGCGCGAUUAUCCAGCAUAUUUUAAUCCUUGCGCCCUUCAACGUUAUUGGCUUCCAACCAUCUACCCAUAUAUACUAAUGCAAAUUCAAUAAU